CCGCGCGUAAAUUUGAAAACGACUUUGUGAAGAAGGGAGAGACGAGGAUCCGAGGGGGAAAAAAACAUAAUCAGACAUGGCUCCCAGGAAAAGGACCACCAAACAACGGAAAAACAACCCUAAGUCGGCCAAGCUAGAAGCUUUCCUGGAGGAUUUCGACAGCGAGGUGAAAACCAGGGUUGGGCAACUGAAAGAGAAGAUCAAUCAGCUGCUGAAAGAUGUUGACAACAGCUACAACAUGGCACUAAUUAAGCUUCCCAAGGCUGUCAGGCUGAUGCCCUGGUUGGAGCAUUGCAAGUCUGAGAAACCAAAGUCACCAGCAGUGGAUGAUGCGAAGAGAGAAGAGGAAGCUGCUAUUGUUGAGAGCGUUGUGGCUGAGGAUCACACAGUCCUUCUGAAAUCAGUCAAGAAAACGUCAAAGAAAAAGGGUGGAGCCAAAUCCAGUUCAGAUGAUGAAAACACCCCGAGCACAACAAGAAAGGGGAAAACUACAAGAAAGCCCCCAACUACAUCAAAAAGGGCAAAGGCGCUGUCAGUCAGUAAGCAGAGCACCUCCAUCAGACGAUCGUCCAGGAAGCCUUUGGUGACGCCUGCCAGGAGCAUGCUGGAUUCUUCUUUGAUGAUGGGACCCACUCCCCUCAUCACCCCACGCUUUGACCCCAGGCUUCCAAAGACCCCUGCUGUGAGAGUUCCCCGCCACAAAGAGAGGGUCUAUAGCAUUUCAGUCAACGGCUCUCCCAUUGCAGCAGGAAAUGAGGACAUCGUCAUCAACGUCCCCAUCGGCAACGGAGAGAGCAUUCAGCUGUUGGCCAGUCAGAUGGACUCCGUGGACCUGUCACUACUGGAUGACACUGCCCUGAAGAGCAUUCGGUUGCUGAAGAAUCGCCUAACAACACUGUGUGGAAAAUCAGAGUGACCUAACCGUCUACUGCUCUGAGAAGAAAGGACAUCGUGUUUACCAAAUUAUAAGACAAAUUAUUUUUUUUCUAGAAAUUAGUUUAGGAAAAGUGGGGUUCAUCUUAUAUACUUAUAUUUAACAUCAGAUAUUCUUUUUGAAUGGAGCGAGUACAAGUGUAACUACUGGCUUUUACAGAAUGUCACAGGAUGGGUUGUCUGUAGACUUAAUGUUGCUUUUUUUUUCUGUUUUUAUAGUGUCCUUCAAAGUUGAUCAGCAUUUUGUUGGCCCAGUUUAACCUGCAGGAAUUUCUGAAAUCUGGUGCAACUACUGGUGAUUUUCUGUCGCUCCCCCCGCACCCCCUUCACAAUAGCACCUGUAACCCCUCCUGAAAACAAGGGAAAUCCCUGUUAGGAUAAAUCCCUCAGGUUUUUUCAAACUGAAACAUUUCUUCUUCUACCAUGCAAAUACGAUUUACUGUACAUUCUUUGGUUCUUUUGUAAAUACACUCUAAUCCUACUUUUUUUAAAUGUUGCAUUUUGUUACCGUUGAACUCAAUGACCCUCCAUGUUUCUAUAAAUCUGCUUGCAUUUGCAUUAUUAGUGCAAAUACAUGCUUCUUGUACAUACUUUUAUCUUCAUGUCUGCAAAACUGAUAAAGGAUUUUGACUGCACCUCUAA
Molecule: messenger RNA, 1575 nt
Organism: Seriola dumerili (greater amberjack)
Lineage: Eukaryota; Metazoa; Chordata; Actinopteri; Carangiformes; Carangidae
Gene: cdca8
Product: cell division cycle associated 8
Exons: 11
Coding region: 77-916 (279 amino acids)
Biological process (GO): mitotic sister chromatid segregation
Cellular component (GO): spindle midzone; chromosome passenger complex; chromosome, centromeric region
Source: RefSeq, a predicted model, not a curated record